Messenger RNA from Aspergillus niger, 924 nucleotides. RefSeq lists its product as uncharacterized. Lineage: Eukaryota; Fungi; Ascomycota; Eurotiomycetes; Eurotiales; Aspergillaceae. Bases 1 to 924 code for a protein of 307 amino acids. Gene Ontology annotation, biological process: mitochondrial respiratory chain complex III assembly. Gene Ontology annotation, cellular component: mitochondrion. The transcript has 3 exons. The record is from RefSeq and is a predicted model, not a curated record.
AUGCCCUCCGCAGGCUCGAAGACUCUGUCCCUUCGGGGGCUCUACAAUUUUCAAUGCCCGCGGCCCCAGGUACAAACGUAUAACAAGACACACCUUCCAUCAAUUCACGGCUUGAAGCCCUCGGUGUCUCACCGCCACAUUAGCCAUCAGCAACAGCCGCUAGCCUCAUGCUUCGUUCUUCCUUCGCAAAGUCGCCGGAAUUCUUCCCAGCUAGCUCGUGCGAUCGGGCCGCGCCCGGGUACUGCAGCAGAAACCUACGUUGCUUACGGAAUGACGCAAAAACUAUUCGAAGCCUGCUCCAAACAAGCAGACUACAAGAUACCUCAGUUGUCUCAGAAGGGGGCUCAGGUGCCCAAGACAAGUGCCGGGGAAGACUUGGGAGUAGGUGAAGGAUGGUGGUAUGAAGAAUUGGGCCUCGUUCCUACUUUCUCAACAUGGUCGCAGGUUACGUUCCUGCACAUGUACCUAUUGACGGUCCGGUUGCGCGCGUUGCCGUCGCAUGACAGCCUUCAAACCUACUCACGGCACUUAAUCGACCACUUCUCACAUAGUGCCGAACAUCGCAUGGAUGUGCUUCACGGAUUGACGAGCCGCGGUAUACGCAAUAAGUUUCUCAAGGAUCUUUUUAUCCAGUGGCGCGGUGUUUUGGCAGCCUACGACGAAGGUCUAAUCAAAGGAGAUGCAGUGCUGGGAGCUGCCGUUUGGAGAAACCUCUGGAAGGCGAGCCAUACUGCACCAGACGGUAAGGACUUGGAUUGGUCGAAGAUAGCUCAGGUCGUCGCGUAUAUGCGGCGAGUGCUCUCCGAACUCUCUCAGGUGCAUGAAGCGGAUUUGGUCUUCCAAUUGGACCGGCAAAGGAACGGGAAGCCGGGUAUUUUCUCUUAUUCCGAUGUCGAUCAAAAGAUGGUCGAUAGCAAGCGGUGA